This is a messenger RNA of Brettanomyces bruxellensis, 4158 nucleotides long. RefSeq lists its product as uncharacterized. The record is from RefSeq and is a predicted model, not a curated record. NCBI's taxonomy places the organism in Eukaryota, Fungi, Ascomycota, Pichiomycetes, Pichiales, Pichiaceae. Gene Ontology annotation, biological process: regulation of transcription by RNA polymerase II. Bases 1 to 4158 code for a protein of 1385 amino acids. The transcript has a single exon. Gene Ontology annotation, cellular component: SAGA complex; SLIK (SAGA-like) complex. Gene Ontology annotation, molecular function: structural molecule activity; protein heterodimerization activity.
AUGGCCGGCUAUAAACUCAAGGCAUUCAAAGGAAAUAAUAAGAAGUUGCUGCGACGGUUGACCGUCAAACUCUUCAAUGAAGGAUUCUUUAAUUGUUACCUUAGUCCACAAUUGUUUAACCUCCUUAGCUUCAUUUUGAAAUCCUCCGAUAAUCAAUCUAUAAAGAGUGAAGUGGAUGAGCAAAAACUUGCAGCAUGGGAGGCAUUAAUGGACUGUAAUCUUUUUGUUGAAUUUUUGAAUGAUAAUGCCACUGAUGUCUCAAAAAAACGCGAUAAAAAGUCCUUGUCCGGUGUUGAACAUGUAAAUCCGGAUAAUGGUGGUGAUGAUAGUGGUGAAGGUGAUGGUAAUGAUGAUAAUGCUGAUGAUGAUGAUGAUGAUGUCAAGAUGACUAUGAUGAAUGAUGAAUCAUAUUAUGCUGAUGGGAGUGUUGAAGAAGGUCGUGUUCUCAACAGUUCAGUUGACAAUGAUUUAUACUUGAAGCCUGGAUUUGGUUCCGCACGAAAUCUUUGCAUAACAUUGCGAUAUCUUCUUUAUGAACAGGCUGUUGAUUAUUUUUAUGAUGAGUUUAAUAACAGAGAUAGCAAGUUUCAUGAUUUUGAGUUGUUGGAUGAAGAGCAUGAUGCUAAUAAAGAUGAAAAAUCUGCGAAGAAUUUGCACGAUUUGUCAAAAUCUUCUGAAGACAAUGUAAGCAAUACUGUGAAUGAUGCAGAUGAUGAUAAUUAUGAUGACGACAGUCCAAAAAUUGAACGUGGUGAUGUUUCUUCAGAAGAUGAUGACUAUGAUGAUGAUGAUGAUGGUGAUGAGGAUAAUACAAAGGACAAUAAUAAUGAUAAUUCAGCUAAGGUUAUCUCUACAGGAAUCCCAGUCGGACUUAAUGAUAAAGAAUCGGAGGAAGAUAAAAGCUUAAAUGAUGAAAAUUCGAAAGUAGAUGACGAAAAUGAUGUGUCUUCUCCUAAAUAUAUUGAACCAGGUUCACAUGGUGAAAUGAUAUUAAAAGUUCCGGAAAGUGUGAUAUUAUCCAAGCCAACUUAUCCAAGUCUUCCGAACUCGUUUUCACCUGCAGAUGAAGCAAUUGGAAAAGUCGUUCAUCCAAUUCUCAGCACAUCGUCUGCUAUUGAAUCAAGUCUUGAGAAGCAGAAUGAGCUAAAGUUGAUUAAGAACUUUAACAAAAUAUAUCAUGGUUUUGAUGAUGAUCUACAAAAUAUAGUCAAGCGCCGGAAGCUUGAGAAGAGUAAUCAGCAAUUGGGGCUUGAGUCAGGUGAAUCGAAUUCAAGUAAAACGGAUGGCAAACUUGAUCAAAGUGUGAGUAAGCUUAUGAGUCUAGGGGGAGCCGCUAACCUUUCUUUAAAAAAUUUAUUAGGAAGAAUAGAGGAUAACAGAAGCAAGCUUAAUAUUACAGACAUAGAACUCAAAAACUUGAUAAUGGAUGUUAGAAAGAAUAGAUCAAAAUGGGCAAACUACAAUAGAAUUGGGCAAGAAGAGCUUUAUGAAGCCUGUGAGAAAGUUGUCACUGAGUUGAGAGGUUAUACCGAGCAUUCCACGCCAUUUCUAAACAGGGUCUCUAAAAGGGAAGCUCCUAAUUAUUAUGAAAUCAUAAAGAAGCCAAUGGACUUGAAUACAGUAAUGAGAAAGCUGAGAAAUUUUCAAUAUAGAAGCAAAAAGCAGUUUGUGGAUGAUUUGAUGUUAAUUUGGCAAAACUGUUUGACUUAUAACACGGAUCCAAAGCAUUACCUUCGUGUUGAUGCAAUAGCUAUGCAGAAGAAAACGCAGUCAUUGAUACCGUUGAUUCCGGAUAUAGUGGUGAGAGAUAGAGCUGAAGUGGAAAAAGAAGCUGCAUUGGCUGCAAAACAGGAUAAGGAGGAACAAGAUUCUGAGCAGGAAACAGAGAAUUCUACAAGAUCUGGUAGGGCUGUUGGGGCUGUUGGAACUGGAAGUAAGCAAACGGCCAAAAAGCAUCGAAAAGGUCCAACCCAGGAAGACAAUCAGGAAGAAGUAGAAUCUAAAGAAAAGACAGCAGCUUUAGAUUCAAAGACUGAAGAAGAAACGACAACGAUUUCUGCUACACCAGUGGGAACAGAUACCCCAUCAACUGCACAUGAUGAAAAGCAUUUACCAAUAAAUCUGACGAAAAGUGUAUCUAAAGUCGAUUCAAUGACUCCUGCACCAGCAUCUGGUGCUUCUGGAACUUCGCCUCAAAAUAUUGAUGAAGAAAACGAUGAACUAGACGAAGCUUUGGAGGAACUUCGGACAGAAAGGAAUGAAGAUGAUGACGAUAAUGAUGUAAUUGAGGAUUUAGAGGCUGCCACGUGGAAAACUUUGACUGCGAAUACCAGGUAUAAGUUAUGUGAGGCUAGAGGUAAGAUGUUUAAAGGAAACAAAAUUGAUCCAAAUGUGGAGUCGCUCUAUAGAGACGAAAAUCAGAUGGCCAAUUUCAUGAACUAUCUUACGGAUAACGGCGAUUUGGUGAUUCACAAGAAUAGAUACUUUGAUGAGCAUGAUGAUCCCUAUUUGAUAGAAUAUGAUGUUAGAGGUGGAGUGCCGCCCAUUAAGUUUAGAGGUGUGAAUUUUGAGCAGGAGGAAAAUGCCAUGAUGGAAAAGCUACUGGGCAAAGGUGAAACUUUAGAUUCUCUUCCAGACAGUUUGCUGAAAGUGAAGAUCAAGGGCUCCAACAGUGUUAUUAUGGAUAAUAUUAAGACUAUGCAACAGAUUCGAAAGACAUGUUUUAGAAUCAAUCUUAUCAGACAGAUGCAAACCUCUCAAUUUGUGCACCGGUCGCAAAUGUCGGCACCAGAUAUCAAAGAAAUUAAUUUCAAUGAUAUUGAUCCGCUCUCAAAGCUCCCAACCAGGGAUUCGUUGAAUGGUGAAGUUGCCUUCAGAUCGUUACAGAAGUCUAUUUCCGCAAUACUCAUGGCCACCGGAUUUGAAAAAACAAGUCCUUUUUGUGCCUCUUUAAUGACUCAACUUGCGGAAGAGCAUCUUGGAAAUCUCGCAAAAUCGAUGAAAUUGCAUGAAGAGUCCAAUUCCAUUAACAAGAUGAAUAUUAGGGGUAAGUCUUCAACGAAUAUCAAAAAUAUUGUCCAAAUGUCUCUUGAGGAAAAUGGCAUUGAUAAGCCAGAUAUAAUAUACACGUAUUACAAGGAAUAUCUUGCUAAAAGGAACAAGAAACUCAAAGAUCUCAAGACUGCUCUGGAAGAAUUCUUGAAGGAAUUGUUAAGACCUGGAUUACAAGAUAUAAACGAAACGCAGUUCACUGAUAAUUCUGAUCAGUUUAUGACUGGUGAAUUUUCCGAGGAGAUUGGGGAUGAUUUCUUUGGUUUCAGAGAACUGGGAUUGGAUAAAGAAUUUGGAAUUCUUUCAGCUAGUGUUCCGUUGCAUUUAUUGCACUCGCGUCUUUCGUAUCAGUUUAACCAAUUGAACAAUAAGAGAAAGAAAGAGAAGUAUGAUGACUUCAAAGAGUUCAUGUUUCCAAAGCUUCGGAAGAAAGAUCUUCCAAAACAAAUUGGCGUCCUUAAGCACUAUUAUGAACGAUUGCUCACGAAAAGUGAAACUAUGUACGCUAAGCAAUUACGAAGACACCAGCAGCAUAUUGCCAAUGGUACUGCAGAUCCAAAUGAAAAGUUUGUUGAAUAUAAAGAUUUGAAUGAUUUGAGAAUUAUUGAGGAUGAUGAUCUACCGAUUAAACAAAGGAAUAAUAGACCAAAAAUUCCUCCUAAUGGAAAGAUUACGCAGAUAAAGAAGAAACUGAUUGCUACUUCGUUCUUUAUUGACGAUCAAGACAAAUGGGUAGCAGAAGAAAAGAAGAAGACGCAAGCGCAUGAAACAACAAAUACCGAAAAGUCAUAUAGUUCCGGCCAAUUGGACGCAACAUCAAGUGUGACCGAUGGAAAGGUAUCGAAGGAAAAUGCCGGAUAUUCUGUAAUUAGAAAAGUUGCUAAUGAUGAUUCACUCGAUAACGAUCGUAAGGAAAGCGUUGAAACGGAACAGAAAGAUUCAAAUGGUAUACUUGAUACAAUCAAUGAAGAUGGCGAAGACGAUAACGAUGAGGAUGAGGAGAAAGGCGACGAUAAAGAUAUUUUCACGGAUGCAUCACAGGGUGAUAUCGAUGAUAAAGAUAUUUCGUCUGAUAAACUUAAGGCGGAAGACAUAGGUGAUGCGUGA